GAUCCCUCCGCCCCGCCCCGCCAUGGCGGUCACGGGGAAGGGCAAGCAGCUCGCCUCCGACGCCCCGGGCGCCUCCGCCUCCGGCACCAAGCGCCGCCUCGGCGGCGGCGGCGCCGGCGCGGGCCCCUCCUCCUCCUCCUACAAAGCCGCCGCCAAGCGCGGCCGCCGCGAGGGCGUCCUCCAGUUCUUCGACGACGUCGCCGGCGUCGACGACGAGUACGAGGAGGAGGACGAGCCCGAGUCCGAGGAGGACUUCGACGACGACGACGGUUUCGUUCCUGAGCCACCGAGAAAAAGCGAUAACAACAGAAGGGCCGAAAGAUCACACCCUCUUCCAUUUCUCGGGCAUGUGAAGGAAGAGGAGCUGAGCGGCGACGAACUCGAGGAGUUCGUCAGGCAGCGCUACUCUAGUCGUGUGAGACAUGCCGGUCAUGGUGGCUCUGCCCAGUAUGACGACGCGGAGGAUGAGGAGUUCACCCAUUUGAACGAGCCUAUUAUCUGGAGAGUCAAAUGCAUGGUUGGGCGUGAGCGGCAAAUGGCUUUCUGCCUCAUGCAGAAGUUCGUUGACCUGAAGAAGUAUGGCACAAAAGUGCCAAUUAUCUCGGCGUUCUCACUUGACCAUGUGAGAGGAUUUGUUUUUGUUGAAGCUGAGAAGGCGUGUGAUGUUACAGAGGCAUGCAAAGGAUUUUGCAAUGUUUAUGUAAGCCGAAGCAGUCCUGUUCCUGCAGCUGAAGUUCCUAGCUUGCUAUCACCUCGUGCAAAACCAGCUGGAGUCUCUCCAGGCACAUGGGUGCGCAUGAAAGCUGGAAAUUAUAAAGGAGAUCUAGCACAGGUUGUCGGUGCGGAUGAUGGGCGGAAAAGGGUGUUGAUAAAGCUUAUACCAAGAGUUGAUCUCCGAGCUAUUGCGAAAAAAUUUGGCGGUGCAAUUUCCCUAAAAGGAGCUCCAGUUCCAGAACCACGACUAAUCAGUUCACAGGAGCUAGAGCUCUUUGCACCUCAUAUUGAGAGGAAGCGUGAUCGUCAGACUGGUGAUGUUUUUGAAGUGCUUGAUAGUUUGAUGUUCAAAGAUGGUUUCCUGUAUAAGAGAGUUGCACUUAGUUCUUUGAUUUACUGGGGGAUACAACCAACGGAUACUGAGCGUGUCAAGUUCUCUUCUAGUCCAAGCACUAAAACUUCUGCUGAUGACAUGGAUUGGGUCUCCAGCGUUUAUGGUCAGAAGAAAAGGAACGUGUCCAGAGAGCCUGAUAUGAAUCCAUCAUCAUCUUCUAAAGACAAGUGCUCCAAGGCAUCAAAUCUUAAAGGUUCCAGUUCUUCAAAUCUUAAAGGUUCCAGUUCUGCAGAAAAUUAUGAUGAUGAUGGUGAUGGCGAGGAUGAUCAAUUCCAUCUCCAUGAUCUUGUACUUUUUGGGCGAAAAGAUUUUGGGGUGAUUAUUGCUGUUGAAAAAGAUGGUUUUAAGAUUUUAAAGGGUGGUCCUGAAGGAACCGCUGUGACAGUUAGAAAGCAGGAUAUUAACAGAGGAUGCGUAGACAAAAUGUUUACAGCUGUUGACCAUCAGAAGAAGACAAUAUCCAUGAAUGACACAGUUAAAGUUCUGGAAGGACCAGUUGAGGGUAAGCAAGGAGUUGUUAAACACUUGUACAUGGGAAUACUCUUUAUAUAUAAUGAAAGUGAAAGUGAGAACGGCGGAUAUUUCUGUGCCCAAUGUGGGUCAUGUGAAAAUAUCAAGAAAAGGAGGGAACUGACAAAUUCGGAGGAUAGUCCAAUUCCCAUGUUCUCGGACUCGGGUUUUAUACCAUCUGAGCAAAAUGAACAACGUAGCAACGAAAGGCCUUAUAGGGCACCCAGAGAACAACUCUUCUCA
Messenger RNA from Lolium rigidum, 1861 nucleotides. Its product is annotated as protein RNA-directed DNA methylation 3-like. Gene Ontology annotation, biological process: regulation of transcription by RNA polymerase II; regulation of DNA-templated transcription elongation; transcription elongation by RNA polymerase II. The transcript has 12 exons. NCBI's taxonomy places the organism in Eukaryota, Viridiplantae, Streptophyta, Magnoliopsida, Poales, Poaceae. Gene Ontology annotation, molecular function: mRNA binding. Gene Ontology annotation, cellular component: DSIF complex. The annotation marks the transcript as partial. The record is from RefSeq and is a predicted model, not a curated record.